Messenger RNA from Planococcus citri (citrus mealybug), 2730 nucleotides. RefSeq lists its product as uncharacterized. The transcript is spliced from 2 exons. Bases 932 to 2542 code for a protein of 536 amino acids. Lineage: Eukaryota; Metazoa; Arthropoda; Insecta; Hemiptera; Pseudococcidae. The record is from RefSeq and is a predicted model, not a curated record.
ACAUGUAAAUAGAGACUUGUGUAAGAAGCGCCUCAUCGCAUGUAUCGCUUUCUAUGGGACAAAACCUUCAACUCAAAGGUAGGUAGUGUUGUCCACACCAAAACACAGUACCUACCCAAGAUUUGAAGGUUUUUACCCAAUAGAAAGCGCUACAGGCGAUUAAGCGCUUCUUACACAAGUAUCUAUUUACAUGUGGCACUUACAAGGAAUUGCACUUAGGCCGACGAGAUGCUGUAGAUUUUAGUUCAGUGUAAACAAAUCUACAGAAGCAUGUGUAACUGUGAUGAUGAAAUGACCUAUUACUUUCGCGUUUAAACUGUUCAUCGAGAUAGUACUCAAGCGUGUGUAUGAAAUAAGUUGGUUUGAUAUUUUCAUGAAUUCUGAUAUUAGAUCAACGGAAAGUGACUACAGAAUUGAUUUCUCCACCUCCUCAUUCUGACUAUCUGGGAUGGCUACUGGGUACAGCAGUCGUGCGGUUUUCUAUUCGAAACCUGUCCAAUUGCAAGAUUUGGCUUGUGUUAACGUGGCAUCGUAUUUGUGGUACUAUGAAAAAAAAGACAAAUAUUAUGGAACAAAAACAAUCAUUCAACUCAGCCAGCUGCCAACCGUAAUUCAGAAUAUGAUCUACGAGAAUGUUGAUGCAGUAUCUCAAAGUCUAAAUCGAUGGUGUUCAUUAAAUAGUUACCUUUUUGUGGAGUCUGCAGAGAAUGCAAACAUAUGUGAUUUUGAAUUGGUUGAUCUAAUUUCAUGGAGCGCAGCUGAUGUCAUCAAUUACCGCGAAACAGCUUGAAAAUUGAUUCGAAGUGAUAAAUUGAGCGGCAAGCAAAAGUACAAAGUGGCGUGUGUCUACUGUUUCCCGGAGGAUAUCGAGGCAUUUGUGUCUGAAAAGCACGAAGAUUCGCAUCCUUUGGUGGAGUACUGGAAUUGUAGGAUGGAAAACAAAGCAAAUAGCUCGAUUGCAGAGAAUAACGAGUACAGUUCCCCUGAAGCCGCAAUAUUAUGGAACUGCGAAGCUAACGAUGGGUGGAUUACUUUACCAGCAUUUCAGUUCCUUUGGCAGUAUCUCACUGAUGAUGAACGAAUGCAGAUAAUAAUCAAAAGAUGCCGUGUUUUAAAAAACUUUCUAUCGUAUGCGUUGUGUAACCUGGAUGAGAAACAACUAGACUGUGUGGUUGAAUCAAACGCGGCGCAAAUUUUGAUCAUUUUGUUUCAUGAAUCUCAAACCGUUUUCAUGCUUUUAUGGAAUCACGUCAAAAGUAGAAAUAUAAUCACUGUAAGCAGCUUCUUUGAAAUUAUGCUCCAUUUAGUGCAAAAUGGUGCGCCUCUUGGGUAUACAGCAGCUUUUGACGUUUGGAUCAGCGCUUCUGAUGAGUUGAGGAAAGAAACGGUGAUUAGUCAGAACGCAGAUAUUUUACUGAAACGUUUAUUAAAAACCCAUAGUUUAUUAGAUAUUCGAAAUGUUCCCGGUGAAACCAGAUUGCUGAUGGAGUUGUUAUCUGCAUAUCCUUCUGAAAAACGAGAAACAAUUUGGAACGAACUAUGGGAAAAUAUCAUCUUUGGUACACCAGUCGAGUAUAUGCAAAUGGUAAUGAAACGAUGUCUGGGUUGUGACGAUAAGAUCUGUAAGUUUAAGAAGAUGUAUCUGUGUAAAUACUCUGAAAUUGGGCGUUACCUGCGAUAUUUGUUGUAUUGCAAUGGCUUUCAAACAUUAAACAUGUUUUUGUCGUUUAAGUCGUUUAUCACAGAUGACACUGAGAUUAUUCGUGACUUGAGAAUCAAUCUCAUGAAAUCUGUUCAUUUUUUCGAUGGUUACUUUUCGGCAUUCAAAUCUGGGUCUGCUAAAGAAAUAGCAACAUUUGACAAAUUUAUCGACGAAACGCUUUCUGAUGCGAGCCAAUUGGAGGAUUUCAAAAAAUAUCUGAUUAUCCGUGAGGAUCCUUCGCACCAUGUUUUUAAAAGAACGAUGAUGGAUGGAGAAUUCAAUUCGAAUAUCCCAGGCUUCUGUGAUCAUGUUCUCUCUUCAAUGCCACAUUUAUUAAACCAAGUCAAAAAUAUGUUAUUGGAAUAUUGUUAUGAUGCGGUAGACUACGCUUGUUUUGGCCACGAAUCAACGUCACAUUUUACAGAUUGGGAGAAGACUGUAAUGUGGUGUUUGAACGAAGAUAUCCAUUUAUUGGAAAAAUUCAAGCGAAGGUUUGAUGUUAAUUCUGUGUUCUGGAUGUGGAUAAAUAAAUGUAUGCGGGAAUUGAAAACAAUGAACUUGGAACUGUGUGUAGAUGAAAACGGAGUGUUUCGUAAUUGUUAUUUUGAGGCGUUGCAAUGUCUUCUUCGUUGGUUACUCGAGGACAGUGGUAAAAUUCUAGAUUUAAAAAGGGAUGAAUUUGAGACUGUGAGGCUGAGUAAAAAAUACAAGUUCUUGCUAAAAUCAAAUAAACAACCGCAGAUAGACGCAUUAAGAAAGUGGUUUUUCCAUAUUGACGAUGUGAAUGUGUAUUACUCUGAUAAUUUUGAAGCUUCAUUGUUUGAAGAAUGUGUUGAUUAACUUAAGAUAUUUAGAGGCUACCAUUGUUUAUAACUAACCAUUUUCAUUGUAAGUACUAAUGUGCAUAACAUACUAUUCGCAUAGUUAGUAUUACAACUAUUUUGUGUACUUAUAUGAGAAAUUCAUUUCUAUGUGUCUAUCUAAGUAUGUACCUACCUAUUGAUAGAAAAUAUAAUUUUUGUAUUCAA